AUGGCGGAGGCAAAGACAGGUUAUCGGAGUUUCAUUCUGUGGACAAUAUGUUGUAUUGGGAAUGGGAUUUCUACCAAAGACAUCUACACAAAUGUGUGGGCAGUCAAAGCACGCGGCAGUGUACAGGACGUGAGGUUGUUGGCUCUCAAACAUGGUUUCUUGUACGACAAAUAUGUAAGGAAGCUUAUUGCUUAAGUUGUCUUCAUCAAUUCAAGCUAAAAUUUUGAACGCCGAUUACGCGGGUAGCGUUUAUUUAAUUGAAUUAAGCAUUUAAACUAUGGCUUGCCCCUGAGCUGCAAUUUUUUGUCUGUGAAAUACCAUCUUGUAGCUCAAAACAAAUAAGCGACCGUCGCUAUCGUACCCGUGCAGAUAGGUUUCUUUCCGGCAUGGCCAAAGCUUUAUUAAGAUGUCAGAUCGUACGUUGUAGUUGGCUCGGGCGAUUUAGUGAAUGCUAAAACCAUACCGAAAAGAAACCUCUGUUAGCAGUAUAUCGCUGAUCUGCGUUUUAUGUAACGCUGUGGCUAUAUGGCCGGUAACCGGUCAAGGCUUUCAAAAUACUAAAUGGCCGGCAGUUCUAUAUUCUUAGUAAAUUUCACAAAAUCGAAAGAUUCCAGCUAAUCUAAACUAUCAUAUGUCGAUUUAGAAAAGUCAAGCGACCCUGAAAUGCUUUACAGAUCUCAAGUCUAUUGUUUGGUUUGCGCUGGGCUCAGAGGAGGAAAUCAUGUUUAGUGACACUUAAACAUUUUUGCAGCUCGACUGCCGGUCAAGGUUUUCAAAACACUAAAUGGCCGGCAGUUCUAUAUUCUCAGUAAAUUUCACAAAAUCGAAAGAUUCCAGCUAAUGUAAACUAUCAUACGUCGAUUUAGAAAAGUCAAGCGAUCCUGAAAUGCCAUAUAGCCACAGCGUUUAUGUAAAACCGCUCGAUAACAUCGAUCAUUAUUAUUAUUCUUCCUCAUGAUUUGAGACGUGACGUUGAUGUUGAGUUUAAACUUGCUGUUUACAUUAAAAGCUGGCUAAACCUCUCAGGACGGAAAAUUUUGUUCAUGGGGCUCAUUUCAUAGGAAUAAAUAACCUGCAAAAGGGUACACAGUUCUAUUGCCUGGAAUUUAAAAGCUCAUUACACUAGGUUUUAAAAAGUAACUGAAGUAAGGGAUGAUUAAGUGCUGGCCUGUGCCCUGCUGACUAUCACGUACUAGGCUUGCGCUUCAAAGUAUAAACUCAAGGUAAGCCUUUACCUAAGCUUCAUGAAAAGUAACAUUACUUUAUUGCAGGCAAGGACAAGGUUAAGGUACAAAAUAUAUAUAAAGACUAAUUAUGUUACAUUUAUUUGCACUGUCUAUUUUUUACUCUAGCUCUUUGAAGACUAUCAUGUUUUUAAAAAGCCUGGCUUGAAGUUGAUGUCUGAAAAGACACCUGAGGCAUAUGAAAUUGAUGAAAUGCUAGAUUUGGAUGCAAAGGUAAUUUGGAUAUUAUUUUGGCUGGUUAAUUAGUCUGUACUUUAAAUGAAAACACCAAAAGGGAUAAACUAGGCCUCUUUAACAUCCUUUUUUCCCAAAUAAAAAGAUCAUGUGAUGUAUUCUUAAGGGAAUUUGCUUUUGUCUUUUCUUAAGAUCUCCAUUGGGAAAACAAUUAUCCAUGCAUUCAAACCAAGUCCAUGAUGCAUUGCACAUGGUGAACACAAAUCCUGUGAAUUUCAUGUAACAGGAAAUUACUGAUCGUUGAGAAAGGCUUACUUUCUGCAAAGAUUUGGUAUCCAUUCCAAGGGCUCAGGCUAUCUGUUCAAAAAAAAAUUGUCAUUCAUUCGAUUGGCUCUAGCUAUCCAUUCAAAAAAGAAAGGUUAUCCGUUUGAAUGACUCAGGCUAUCUGUUCGAUAAAAAUUGCCAUCCGUUCGAACGGCUCGGGGAAAGAAAAAUUGUCAUCUGUUCGAAAGGCUUUGGCUUUCCCAGGGUUGUCAUUAAGAUUUCAAGUUGCAGGGUAAAUACAGCAGGUAGGCAAGAAAUCAAACAGCUAGGGAUUUCUUUUGGUUUUAUUUUUCUCCUAUUUUUUUUAUGAAAGUAGCUGAGGGCCAUGCUUAUAGUAGCUGGGGCAAAUCCCCAGACCCUACUUCUUAAUGACAGCUCUGCUAUCCACUUAAAAAAAUUGUCAUCCAUUCAAAUGGCUCGAGGUAUCCUUUCAAAACAAUUGUGAGCUGUAUGCUGCUGUUCCAAACCACUUUCACCCAAGCCGUUUGUGACAAACCUGUCAAAAAAAUUAUGUAACCUUAAAUAAUUCUUCCAAAGUGUUGUUUAUAACCAUUGCCUCAUGAAUUUUCCCAGUACAUUUUCUGCUUUCAUAACAUCAAUUAUCUGUUGAAGUUUAAUUCAAGGCUAAGUUAUAAUAUGCAACAAAUUUCCCAAUCAAGUUAUGUUUUGACUUGUCAAAUGUUUUUUCCCCAUUGGAGUACACUCUCACAUGCACUGUCAAUGAACUUUGCCUAAAUCAUGUUUAUUACCAUCAUUUUCUUUAACCAUUCCUAGGAAAACAGUAAUUAAUAAUAAAUAAUAUUUACUAAUUAAAAGCUAUUUCCACAGUACAGAACUUAAAAAUAAAAAAGGUUCAUUGCAUCUUCACGGCUGUUUACAUGUUGUUAUAAACUUCAAUGCGCGUUUAUACUUUGUCAUUUGCUUGGCAUCUUCAGAGUCAUGCUCCCACCAGCAAUGACGGAGCUGUACACAUCACUCUUUUAGGUAAACCCGAAAUGUCAUUGGACUCAUCCACUUCCAUGAGAAAUAAUAUGUACCAGUAUUUACUGGCUUUGCAAGCGAACGUGUUAAUUAAAAACGCAAUGGUGACACAACCACAGCUGGCUAUUUGUCAUCCUGUGGGAAAGCCUGGCAAAAGUGUUGACCAAAUGCCAUUUCAAAACAAAAGCAAACAACCAUGUUGCCUUAAGGUUGGCAAUGGGCCUUUAAUGCAGACACCUCGUUAUUAUGGAUAGUGUUCCUGGGGAAAGUUCAACCCACUUAAUACAAACACAUGUAAAUAUGGAUAGCAGGCACUUGUUUCUUUCUCCAUCAAUAGAUGUUCAUAGAAAAGCAAAGUGGCUUAUACCAACCAUGUGUUGUAAUAAUCCUUUCCAUUCUGAGGGUAAAAUUAAGCCUUUAGUUGACAGCAUGUUGGUGUUCCCAACAUUAACAUAUGGACACUUUUUAUGGCCCCCUCAAUGUUCACAUUUAUAGCAUUUGGCUACAAGGUAAAGAGGUCUAUUGAGUUACAAUAUAUUAACUAAAUAUUACUCCUUGCAAAUGUACAGUGAAUCAUCUAUCAAAUAUGUUUAAUACUGCAGUGACUACUGUAGACUUGCCACCCUCCCCUCAAGAGGCAAAAAUCUUGAGAGUCUGAACCUAGACAAAAAGAAGUGAGUAGUAGUGGAAAAAAUUGUUAGAUGUCUGAAAUUUCUAAGUUAGGGAUUAUGGGUAUUAGAAGUUAUAUAUCAUUUAGGAGCUGGUGCAGUCAAAAUCAUGAUCAAUCUUCUUCAUUGCUCAGCUCAGACGCAUGUUGCAGGCAGCAAUCAUGAAAUGGAAGAAAUUGGCAUAUUUUAACAUUGCUGUACAUUUUGUGGUAGUAGCAAGUUGCUGUAGGGUUUGCAAUAGAGACAUUGCUUAAGAGUGAAAAGUUUUAAGAAUGUCAGACUGACUGGUCUUGAAAUUGUAAGACGUGGUAGGUCUGGUACUGAACAGCUGACCUUGCAGUCACAACAAUGAAUUAAGAACUGUUGCCCUUCCCCUCAUUCCACACGAAACAGAAAGUUAAACUUUUUCAAGAUGAGAACUGCAUUAGGCCACAUGACCAUACUGAUCAUGUGAUCAGGUACAUACUUAUAGCUAGGGGAAGAGGGGGGGGGGGGGGCUGUGUGGUGAAUGAUUAAGUUUUCCUCAUCGGAACUUGUUGUCAUCAGCUACGGUGUGUUUCAGAAUGGCUGAGUUUGGGUGUUUGUUGUGUGUGUUCAUAGAAAUGCAUAUCUUCAAUGUGAUCCUGUCAAUCUCUUUCAUAUAAAGUAGCUGUUCAUAACACUGCACAUUUGCCAUAUAAUAACUCUCACGACUUUGUUCUGAGUCUCAGAAUUUUAUGACCUAUCUCACGCUCUCACAAGAUGACAACUGAUUUCUCAUGCUUUCUCAAAAAUUCAAACUUCAAAACAAUUUUGGAGCUGUAGGGCUUGUUUCCAAGUUAGAUUUAAUAGUAUAGAUAAUCCACUCAAUCCAAAACAUUGAAUGCUUGGUGGUCAUGUUUGAUUACAUUCUUUUAGCCUACAGUGACUUGAUGCUUUUACUUAAUGUGUAGUCUGAUCAGACUUUAUUAAUACUGUUUCUCUUGUUUCAAGAUGGCCGUCAACAAAACAUAAAAUUACAAAACCUACAUCCAGCUUUAAAGUGAUAUGUGACUUCCAAGUACCCAUGAUCCCCAUUAAGAAUUCUUCCACUAGGAAAUUUGGGCCUUCUCCCGACUUUUUAUCCAUUUCUCACUGCAUUUUCCAGCUCUAGGUUCAGAAUCUCACAUAUUUUGCCUUUUGGUGAUUGGCAAGUCUCACACUGGUUUCCACACAUUGCACAAAUUGUUGACUACUCUACUCUUUUAAUGGGCAGCUAGUACAAAUUAGGUAAUCACACCAUGUUGUUGGAAUUCUCUUAAGUUUCUUAUUUUUUUAUGUAAGUUCAAAGCUUGGGGCAGGUAUAGGUUCUGCUCACCUGUUUUGCCAGUUAUUAAAAACCACAGCAAAUGUUAUAGGGCUUUAAAGACUCCAAGGCAAAAUACCUUGUACAUGUUUUGGUUUGCCAUAAUUAUUAUUUUAACAGUCUCUUAUGUGAAAUAACAACCAGUGAAAUAUAUUGCUGCAAAAGCUAACAAACCGUGAAACACACUUUGAAAAGACUUAUGCAUGUUUCUUACUAGUGAAAUGAUUACACAUGUUGUAGAUAACUCACAGCUGCAAACCGAUUUCAUUCCAUUUUAUGUCUUUGUAUUAUUUUUGUGUGUGCAUCAUGUCAUUUUUUCUUUUUUCAGGUUGAAUGGUUUAUGCAGCAAAAAGAGAAAAAGUAUAUACUUCAUUCCCAAAGUUUUAAUGAUCCUUUGUUCAAAGAACAAUGGUACAUUGUAAGUUACCUCCACGUUUUUCAUAAUUAUAGCGGAGCUCUCGCGCGCGAAGCACCAUGGGUAAGAAAAUUUGAUAAACUAUGCAUCCAAGAAAUUUUGGUUCUGAGAAAACCGUCCAUACGGAGUACGAACGUACGUACGUCCACCCUUCAUGUAAGCCGGGGUGAAAUUUUGCAAGUACUGCUCCUUUCGAGAGUAAAUCGCAUAGCCACUUUUAGAGAUUAAAAAAACAACAACAACGAAGCCGAUUAUUUUUUCGACUUAACUGUAAAGUCUACAUAGCCGUGCAUAACAGAGAAAGAGCUAGAGCCAGAGAUAAAAAAAAAAAAGACCGAUUUCGUUUGAAGAAUAACAUGAAAAUUUUAUAGCAGCUGUGACAAAAUGAGAAAUGCUAGCGGCCACCAAGGUAAAAAUGAACGGCAGCGAAAAAAAGUUUACAGGACCACAUACAACAUUUCCUCCAUAAAACGUGUAACUAGGGAGUUUCUUGAAGUUUCACGUUGUCGUCGUGCAAAACAACGGCAAAGAAAUGUACAAAAAAGUGUGCUUCACGUGCAAAGUUGUUUUGUUUGCUAAUUAGACCUAUUGUUUUUUUUUUCGCUGUUUUCAUUGCCGUCGCCGCUUGGUUAGCAUUACAUGAUUUUACAUUUUUUUUUUUUCAGUAAACUAUAGAUAUUAACGUGAACUUCGCUUUUAGCCCUGGCUAAAUCUAUAUACACUAAUAGAUAACUGUACGUUGUAGAACAUAACUCUCUUGCUAAUUUUACUGGCCCAGUAUAUGUAGGUGAGAUUUUGGAUUCAAAUGAAGAGACAUGUUUGAUCAUAGCAUAAAAUAAGGUUCUUUUAACAAUUUUGUAAGCCCCCCUCCCUGCCCCACAUGAAAAAUAUUUUGUUCAUUAUAACCCCUUCCCCCAAUGGAAACCUGACCACCUUACCCCUUAAUAACUAUUGAACGGUCCCUAAAAGAAACGUUUCCAUAAUAGUUGAAAAGAAAUUGUUAGCUUUUUAUAACUGUACACUGAUUAUAUGGUUUUACUUUUUUAGGAGAGACUGCAAGGGCCGACUUUUAACAUCAGUUCUGUGUGGCCAACGUACACUGGAAGAGGAAUUAUUGUGGCAGUGGUGGAUGAUGGAGUUGAUGGAAGUCACCUUGAGCUGGCACCCAACUAUGUAAGGGGGUCACUUCUUUUUUAUUGUUACUGCCAGUUAGUAAUUAUGGAGAAAUUGAUGUUUAUGUUGACUGAGUUACAUGCAUUUGCAACUUUUGCUAGAUUAUCAGUAGUUCCACAGGUGGCCCAGUCUUAAAGUUGUGUAAGCUCCGAAAUACAAGUAUUUGUAUGGGAAAGAACGGUUGUUUCUAUAACCUACGAAUGUGAAAGGAUCUGAAACAAAAAUUGGCUAACCUCACUUUGUUAAGUUGUGAGUUACUUCUUCAUGGGCCUCGAGCCGAUUUAUGGGUUUGUCCUCUCUAUAAUCCCCUUUCAAAACAGUUCCAAUGUUAAAAAGCUAAUAUAUAGAUUUAGCCAGGGCUAAAAGCGAAGCUGUCCAUGAUAUUUAUAGUUUGCUCAAACAAAGUAUAUAAUCGUGUAACGCUAAGCGGCGAGCAACUUUGCAUGUGCGGCACACUUUUUUGUACAUUUCUUUGUCGUUGUUUUGCACGACUACAACGUGAAACUUCCAGAAACUUCCUCGUUACUCGUUUUAUGGAGGAAAUGUCAUACGUGUUCUUGUUCAUUUUUUGAAGUUUGAAAUUUGAAGUUUAUUAAUUCAUGAAUACAUAGCAGUUCGAAAACUGAAUUGCGUAUUUACGUUACAAAAAAUUGAUUAUAGAUCUAGACAUUAACUAAUCUAUCUUAAUUAAAAGGAAUAAAAAAGCUAACAAGAGAUGAGAUGCUAAAAAAAUAUCGAAAUACAAGCUGCGAAAUGCAAAAACUCAAACCUAUAAAUUAGUCGUUUUAAGACAUGAAAAGAUGAUAAAGCUAUUCUUAAAACGGUCAGAUGUUAAAAGGUCGCGCGCGCCUUUAUGAAUAAGUAGAUUCGUGCGGUGCAAGUAAUAACCUAUAAAAGCGGUGAUUGUUGAAAAGUGAUUCAAAUAUUUCGUCAUGAUGGGCUGCUAAUUCUUUAAAGAUCAUAAUAACAAGAACCUCAUGAUAGCUCACACCGGGACAGAUAAUGGAUAUUAUUGCUCUCUUCUGUACACGUUCCAAGUCGUGCAUUAAAUAUUUAGGCAAACUGAUGUGAAAGGCCGGUACUGCAUAGUCCAUAAUUGAUCUACAACUAGCCGGUAGAAGAGCCCUAAAUCAGUGCGAGUAACCUUAGCUCUCUUAAGUUGAACCAAAAAAUAUAAUCUCUUGGAGGCCUUCAUAACAAUUUCAUUAAUAUGGAUAUUCCAGGUCAAAUCACUGGAAAUACUGAGACCCAACAGCUUUACGCUUUCUACAACUUCUAAUUGGCAUCGCCGUUAGUGAGAAUGGGCUCAAAAUGUUGCUGGGGUUGUUAAAUUUUUCUUGAAAUUUCGUCGAACUUGUGCCACAUGCCGGCCCUUACAGCAGACAUGCUAUAAAAGAUUCUUGAUGAUAAACUACGUCCACUUAGUGAGCAGCUUAAACAAGCGUUGGAGUCAAUCUCCACGCUGCGUACAAAAUAUGAUAACAUCAAAGAGAUCUCCUCAAAUUUGAAUCGCAUCCUAGUACAGAAAAUUUCCCAAAUACUUUGGGCUCAUUUUAUUUUCAACCUCAAAUUCUGCAGCCAACAAGAAUAACAGAUCACUCAGCAACUCUUAUUGACAAUAUUUUCUAUAAUUCCCUUGAGCACUUUUCUAUCAGCGAAAUUUAUGUUAUGAUUUAUCUGACCAUCUACCAAUUUUUCUCAUUGUAAGUAAACUUUCCUCUCUAUCAGCAAAGAUCAAGGUUUUAAAACGCGAUUAUUCAAACUUUGGUAAGCAAGCCCUAAUAACUGACAUUCAAUCAAUAAACUGGGAUGAUUUACUUGGAGAUGUUUACGAACCAAGUAGUAUGUUUGAUAGUUUGACUGUAUAAUAAAAUAUCUGAGGUUAUUGAUACAAGUAAUUAUCUAGACAAGAAUUAAAAAGUAGAUCCAAACCAUGGAUAACCUGUUGAAUCAGGACCUCUAUUAGAAUAAAGAAUGGUUUAUUUAAGAAAUUCUUAAAGACAAAAUCUACCUACUACCAUGCUAGAUUUAAGUUUUACAGGAACAAACUGAAUCAUUUAAUUGAAUUAAGUAAAAGAAGCUAUUACAAUAAUUUUUUUUUUCUAUUCACGAAAAUAAUGGCAAACGAAUCUGGCAAGGAAUUAAACAAGUUGUUCAAAUUAACGCACAGGUAAAUCAAUCGAUCAGCAAAAUAGUCUUGUAAAAUUAAUUUUGUGAAAUAACUGAUCUUAAAGCAAUAGCUAAUGCGUUCAAUAAUUAUUUUGCCAAUGUAGGUAGUAGUCUUGCAAGCUCCAUUCCCAGUGCUUCAAAAACUGCUAAUGAGUUUAGGCCACCUCCCACAUGUGAUAGUUUGUUUCUAUCCCCAGUCACUACAGAUGAAAUUCAAUUAGAAAUAGCUAAACUCCAAACUGGUAAAGCUGUGGGGCCUUCUAGUAUUCCUUUCUCAAUUUUAAAGAUCCUUAAGUCUGAAUUAGCAGGCCGUUUACCGGUAAUAUUUAAUACAUCUUCUCUUACUAGAAUUGUCUCAGAUAAAUUCAAGUUGGCUAGAGUAAUACCAGUCUUUUAGAAGGGCUGUCAGACAAACCUAUAAUAAAUAAAUAAUGCCUUUAUUUACCGAGGGUAACAUUAAAUAGCCCAAGGCUGAUAAACUUGUGGCCCUCAAAACACAUAUUACAAAUAUAUAAUAAUUAUCAAUACUAAUAAAAACACUAAAAAACUAUUUACAAUGUCCAGGUAUAAAAAGAUUACAGAAUCAAUGUUGCCAAUAUUUACAAUUAAAGAUAUAUAGUAAAAUACAACCUAGACAUUAAAAUGAUGCAAUAGUUGCUGAUCCUUAAAAACUCUGCUAAUCAUGUUAUUCUUAAAACAAGGUAGCGAGUCUGCCUUGCGUAUAUCUAAUGGGACACUGUUCCAUAGUUUCGCCGCCGAUACUGAAAAAGUUCGUCCGCCCUCGGUUUCUCUGCGGUACUUGGGACAUACAAUAUUUAUAUUCAUUUGGCAUAGCGAGUAUUGCGCGCGUGGCGAUUGUUAUUUAUAAUAAUCUGAUCAUUUAAGUAAAUAGGUAAAGUCCCAUUAAUACGCUUAUAAAUAGUAGAGCACUUAUCAGUCCUUGAUUGUUCAUAAAACGGGAUCCAAGAGAGCUUGUUAAAGAGGGCAACAGAAGACGCCUAGCGAUCCGCAUAAAGAAUGACUCUUGCCGCGCGCUUUUGCAAUUUAAGGACGCGGUAGAGCUGCUUCUUGUCGCAUGAAGACCAGAUGACACUAGCAUAGCUCAUAACGGGACGGAUCACUGCAUUAUAGUAUUUAACACGCUGACUAAGCGGUAGGAAGGCUCUUAUUUUUCGCAGCACCGCAAUUCGUAAGGCGAGCUUUUUGCAUAUUUUAUCAACAUGUGCAUUGAACGAUAACUUGCUAUCAAUUUCUAAACCUAACAAGGCUGCACUUUCUACAUUACGUAGGGUAUUAUCGCUGUCAGUCCUAACAGAAAGCUCACAAUUCAGGUGUGAUUUAAGCCUCUUUCCAGUAAUCGUGAGAACCUUAGUUUUGUCCUGGGCAGUUUGUUGGCGCUGGUCCAGGCUUGAAUUUCUCUGACAGAUUUAUUUAGUGACAGGUCUAGAUGGGCCAAGUUUUUCACAUCUGCCAAAGCCGACACAGUCGUAUCAUCUGCGUAAAGAUCUACAACUGCACUGACAUGUAGGGGCAAAUCGUUAAUGAACAGGAUAAAGAACAGCGGUCCAAUAAUACUGCCUUGCGGGACCCCAUGCCUUAACAUCGCCUCACCCUAGUCCUUUCCUCGUACAUGAACCACUUGUUUUCUGCUGCAUAGAUUCGAGCGACACCAAUUGAGCUCCUGGUUGGCAACGCCAUACACCUUUUAUUUUCUCAACAAAAGUUCGUGAUCAACCAUGUCGAACGCCUUUCAAUAAUCCACUAGAACCAUGCCUGACAUUCUGUCUUUGUCUAGGUUAAGCAAUAAUUCACAAUUAUCUUGAUACGAGCAGUCUCGGUACUGUGGUUUCUUUGGAAUCCUGACUGUCUAGAGUAUAUUAGAUUGUUUUCAUUAAGGAAAUCGUACAAUGAGUCAUGAAAGUGACGCUCGAUUAUCUUUGACGAAAAGGGGAGGACAGAUGUGGGGCGAAAAUUACAAGGGUCACACUCCAAUCCAUUCUUAAAUAAAGGUGUGAAUUGGGCAAUUUUCAAGCUCGAUGGGAACUUUCCAAUGGAAAAAGACAGGUUAAUUAAUCUGGCAAUACUUGGUGCAACUGCAGCAGCAGAAGAGCAGCCAUUUCCGUGGCGUCAUCCACGUCGCGCCCGUCAACUCUCAAGCUAGAUCACUCCUUUUAGAUCCAGUUAGGGUUUUUAUUGUCUUCCAAAUUGCUCUGGCGUUAUUCUCAUUGUCCUCAAAUGAAUUGUUAUAAAAUUCACGCUUAGCCGAGCGCAGUACAGAACCGGCUUUGUUUCUCGCAACACGGUGAUUAGCCCAGUCAUCGGCAGAGUCUGAGCGCCUCGCCACCUUAGUAAAUGGUCACGAGUGUGAAGUUGUUCCCAAGCAUGAACAACAUCAUCGAUGUAAUUAUAGACCUCUCUCUCUUUGACCAGUAUUUAAUAAGUUGUUAGAAAAACUCAUCUUCAAUCGGUUAGCAGACUUCUUAGAAAAAAGGCACCUAAUCUAUAACAAGUAGUUUGGUUUCCGCUCACACCAUUCAACUGAUCAUGCACUACUCAGUAUUAUCGACCAGGUGCAAAAAGUUAUUGAAGAUCGUGAUUACUCUUGCGGAAUAUUCCCAGACUUCAGCAAAGCAUUUGAUACUGUUAAUCACAACAUUCUACUUUGAAAGCUUGAAUUCUAUGGUAUCAGAGGUGUUAUUAAAGACUGGUUUAGCUCAUAUCUGAGAAACAGAACGCAAACGGUAUCACUUGGCUUUGUAAAUUCUGAUAUACAAACUGCCUGUUGUGCGGUACCUCAAGGAUCAGGACUUGGACCACUCCUUUUCCUAACUUAUAUAAAUGACUUUCACAAUUGCUCAAAACUACUGGAUUUUCAUCUUUUUGCAGAUAAUGCAAAUUUAUUCUUUAAGCAUAAGGACCUUAACAUUCUUGAAAGUGAAAUUAACAGUGAACUUGCUAAUGUACAUAUUUGGCUAUCUGCGAAUAAGCUCUCACUGAAUAUUCAUAAGUCAAAUUUUGUCAUUUUUCAUCCAGUACAAAAACGAAUUCCCAAAAAGGUUAUACUAUUCAUAAAUAAUCAAUCAUUAACUGAAGAAAAUUGUAUUAAAUACCUUGGAGUUUAUAUAGAUUCAAAUAUUAGUUGGAAGAGCCACAUUAACUAUAUUGUCAAAAAAAAAAACAAAAGAAGUGUGGGUAUUCUCUCUAAGCUUUGCUAUUUCCUGAACUCAAGAACUUUUCUUAGCUUGUAUUAUACGUCAGUAGAGCCAUUCUUCCAUUACUGCGUAAUUGCUUGGGGCAAUGCAUAUCUGUCAACUUUGCAACCCUUAUUACAUUUACAAAAGAAAGCUAUAAGAAUUAUCACCUUCUCCAGUUUCACUGAACACUUAAGUCCUUUAUUUAAAGGCUUGAAUGGUUUAAAGCUGUCUGAUAUCAUUACCCUCCAACUUGCAGUGUUUAUGUAUAAGUUCCAUAACCAACUUUUGCCUUCUGUUUUUGAUACUUUUUUAAAUCCUGUCGGGAACAUACAUUGUUAUAACACUAGGUUGUCCAGCAGGAUGACUUAUGCUAUCCCAAAAGCCAGAACAAAUUAUGGAAUUUUAAACGUAAGGUUUCAGGGUGUUAAAGUUUGGAAUGAUAUAAGUGAUGACAUCAAGCUCCUUCCUCUCAAACGUUUUAAGAAUAAGCUAAAGUCACUUCUUAUUGAUAAAUAUUACUUGCAAAUUUAUCAACAAUAUAUUUUUUUCUGGCUUUCCGUUGCUUGAUACUGGCACACUUAGUUUUCUUUCUUUCUUUUUUCUUUGUGUUAUUUACUAGUUUUUUUUCCCCUUUUGUGUGUGUGUUUUGUGUAGCUGUGUCUCGUGUGUGUACCUGACCCUUAAUAAAAUCAUUUAUUAAUAACCUAAGUAAGGCUGCCCUGUGUUUUUAGCCCUCAAUGAUUAUUAUGGGCAGCCUGUACUCUCUCUAUAUUUAAUAUUUUUGUUUUAGAUAUAUAUAAUGUAAAUCAAUGUGGAGUACAAAUAAAGUUGUUGUUGUUGUUGUCUGUAUUCCAAAAUUGUGGACAUAACAAUUAAUGUAAGCUUAAUACUUUAGACAACACGGAUACAGGAAAAAUUUCCGCUUUCCGUUUUCGUCUUUAUUGACUCUUUAGUUGUCUCUGCUUCACAAGACGCGGGUGGCUAUGCGAUGUCCCGCCAAAAUAACCUCAAGGGCGGUCGGGCGGGCGGGCGUACGGUCACAUGAUUACCAAAAUUUCUCGGUUGCAUAGUUUACCAAAUUUUCUUACCGUUCGUGCUCCGCUGCGCACGCGAGAGCUCCACUAUAAAUCUGUUCCUGGGUUAAACAGAACAGAAUGAAAAAUACCCCUUAACCCUUUAAGUCCCUAUAUCCACAUACCAAUUCUCCAAACUGUUCUCUAUACAUUUCCAUAAAGAAUUAGUUGUCAAUUAUAGAAUAUGAGAGAAGAUCAAAGCAUUUUCUCUAAGGUGAUUAUUUCAUUAAUUCUCACAACCUUUGCUCUCGCUUGUGUGGUGAUAUUGAUAGAAGAGGAUUUAUGUUGGUCACCUUUGGGACUUAAAGGCUUAUUAAUAAGUAAGGUUACCUGAUUUUUAUUUAAAUCCUUUCACAUUUGUAGGCUACAGAGGCAAUCGCUGAUUCACCAUACAAAUCCUUCGCAGCAAAACCGAUGGUCGUGUUUCGAGCUUGCUUACUUGUGGUAGCACCCUCUUUAACCCUUAGUGAGGAUAAAAAUGUUCAGGGCCUAGUUGUUCAAAGCUGGGUUAAGAUAACCCAGGGUUAGUGCAGAUUUGAAUUCGAGUAUGAAAGCUUAAGAGGCAAAUUCAGUUUAAUUGUUCGAGAAAAUGCUUUCGAUGAAAAGAAAAAGAGACUCGGGUUAAAAUUUAACCCAGGGUCAGCGCUAAUCGGCCUUUGAACAACUGGGCCCAGAUCACUAACAAAGCACACCACGUCCAGUACUUAGUCCUAUACAGCGAAUCGACUAUAUUGCCUGAUGAAGGCCAGCAGCAAAUCACCAUCACUUAUUGCAUCGAUUAUCGUCAGAAAAACUGUAAAUUAAUAAAGCCAUCACAUUGUUAUCCAUUUUUUCAGGAUGCAGCAUUAAGUUACGAUUUUAUUGAAAAUGAUCCAGUACCAAUACCAAACGGAAGGCCAUUGACAGGGUAAGUGUCUUCUCUUCCCCUGCCGGGAGGGUGCACUUCCUUUUUUCGGCUAAAAGGGUAUGUGCCGUCGAGUAGGGUGUAGUUAUCGUGGUCUUCAGUAUUAAACUAAAACAAAAUGUAGAAUUUUACUAUUUGGCGUUUUCAACAGGAUGUAUUUUCUGCACCCGAAGCCUUGAACAGAUCAGAGUCUGAACAUCACCAUCAUCAUCGUCAUAAUCGUCAUCAUCGUUAGCGUCAGCAUCCUCAUCGUCAUUGUCAUCAACAUCAACAUCGUCAUCGUCGUUGUUGUCAUCGUUUCGUCCUCGUCUUCGUUGUGGCCCUCGUCCUUGUCUUCCUUGUCGUAUAUCUCCUUGUCCUUCUUGUCAUCCAUCUCCUCGUCUUCGUCCCCGGUUGCCUCCUCCUCGAGCUCCUUGUCGUCCAUCUUCUCGUCUCCUUCCCGCCCUCCUCCUCCUCGUCCUCGACCUUUUUGUAAUAAUAAUGAUAAUGAUAAUGAUAAUGAUAAUGAUAAUGAUAAUGAUAAUGAUAAUGAUAAUAAUAAUAAUAAUAAUAAUAAUAAUAAUAAUUCCCUUAUUUACCCUCGGCAGUAUUUAUAGCACUUAUGCUAGUAGGGUGGAGCAAGUUACCGAAACAAAUAAUUCAAACAUAACAGGGUUAAGAAUCCCAACUGACCGGAGGCAAACCAGCUGGCUAUUUACAAGCAUGGCCGAGGAUUUGAACUCGGGACUACCGUGAACAAAUCCAGCUAGCAGUCAGGGCGGGACUUGAACCCGAGGCCUCCGAAUUGCAAGUCCAGCGCUCUAACAGCUCGGCCACGCUACCUCCAUCGUCCCAGCACAUCUCUUUGGCCUCGUCUCCGGUUGCCUCCUCGUUCUCUUCGCCUUCCUCUUCCUCAUCCUCAGGUCAAGAUUAUUUCUCCAAUAUGCCUAAAGCUGCGGACGUUUUUGAUUUUGUUGUCACCAAGAAAAAUGAGGCUAUCUUUUUUCCCUUCUUAAUCAUCUACGUUAAAUGACAUUGUUUCGGUUUAAACGUAAGACAUUUGAAAAGCAAUGCGGGUGAAUGUGUCUGCAGAAUGUGUUGAAGUUUCUCUAGUGAUAGCGAAGACCUUCUUCGUAAGACUUCAGCUAGAGGUUUCUUGGCAGAAAUCGUCUCGCUCAUUCCUUUGUUCGGACACAAGACAUCGAUCACGAUCAUUCGUGGCGAAUUCAAAAGGCUCACUUUACAACUCUCGGUCGCCUGUUUCACAGCCAUUACAUAAUCAAGACUGGUUGGCGGUGGGCGAUCUACUUGUGAGCUAGUCACAAAUAAUUUUGUAUGAAAGUGAACAUGAACAAAAUAUGAUUCGCUUCAUUUAUUUUUAGGUCUAUUAUUUGCCGAAGCCGAAGGCUGGGGCAAAUGAUUGAUCUGCGAGACAUUGACAAGUUACGAUCAGUUUAGCGAUAACCGAGUUCAAUUUAAAAAAAUCAGAAAGAAAAGAGAGUUGCUUGAUUCUAUAUGAGAAACGAAUUGAAUUAGGGUCAUGAGAGAAAACCUCUUGUCUUAAACAAAUUAGACAGGGUAGUGAACGGUUUACUUUUUUUGUUUGCUUUAAGUAAUACAGGAUAAAGGUUUAAGGGCUUCGCUGGCACAACCUUACCCAAACGUCCCUUGAAUGCACCCCCUCCAGUCUAAUAGCUGUUACUACUGUUACUACGUUUUGCAGGACAAGGGAUACUGCUACCCUAUAGUCUCUAUGGUUCCCGGGGUGCUAAGGUGGAGUCCCAGUUCACAGAACAUUUUAUCUCGGUACCGUUUUAUAUUUCUUGACGCAGAGAUCCAGUGAAAAGAAACAAUGCAGUAUUAAACAUUUAGCCGCGCUCAAAUCUCUGCCUUCAUAAAAGCAACGCCCCGCUAAGGGGAAAAAAGUUCUUUGCUCUUGCUUCGAAAGUUGAAGUCCCUGACCUAGUAAAACUUUACUUUAUCACGGAGGCCUUUACUUUUGGGACAUUUUGACCAUAAACCAUCUUCCACUAGAUCGCCUUUUAAAGGAACAUUUCUUAUGAGUAUAAAAAUAUAUUACCUUUACUUUUCUCAAACAGACAUGGCAACAAAUGCGCAGGAGUUAUAGCUGGUGCAUCUAAUAACAAUUUGUGCGGCGUGGGACUGGCAUACAACGCCAAAAUUGCGGGUAUGAAUCGGUUCACGGCUUAACCAUUUGCAGUGAGCACAUUUUAAUACAAAACUUUGAUACAAAGUAGUUUCGUCGUUCUUUUCAAAUUUCGUAUCCUCCAAGUAAAUUGUUUUGUUAACUUAGGUCUUCGCAUCUACGACAAAGAUAUCAGGUCAACCGAUGCCACAGAGUCAGGGGCUUUUUCUCACAGAACAGACGUGAUUGACAUAUACUCAAACAGCUGGGGACCUGGGGACAUAGGCUGGCAAGUCCAAGGCCCGGGAGUGUUGGCCAGUAAAGCCAUAGAACACGGCAUACAGAAGGUAUCAUUUUAAUACUACGUUUGUCUUCAAACAAUGUUACUUUUAAGUUUCUUGCUUGCGCAAUUUUAUAUUAUUUUCAGCGAUUAUCGACUGUUCACAGAAUUAAAUCAACUGAGCCAUAAAAAGGCGUAGAGCACUACAGUCCAACCUGUAUAUAUUGGUCACCCUCGGGAAAUGGCCAAGUGACCGUUAUAUACAUGUGUACGCUUGUCAGUGAAUAUAAUAUUUGUAUUUGAGUGUGAUUCCUGCCCAGGUAGCGCAAUGUAAUAAGCUUUUGAAUUAUAUUUGCUAUGUUUCGCUAAAACGUCUAUCGUAAUCCGGCAAUAGCCAUUAUAGCUCUUGUCUUAAUUCAAUUUGGCGACCUUCAUAUACAGGUAAAAACAAACUGAAACUGUGCAUUCGGGAAGUCCAAAGGUUGACCGCACCAUUAUAUACAUUUGUACAGGUGACCGCCAUUUCCAGGUCAGUUUUACAGAAAAUAUCAGGCAAAAUUCUCGGGAAAUUCUCCGAUGAACAUAAUAUACAGGGUGGCUGCAAAAGAAAGGACCGUUACAGGGCUGUGCUCUAGCAGAGCCCGGUGGCCCCUGGCGCCUAACUUUUACCCUCGGGCGACUAGAAAAUCUCAGAUUUUUCGUAUAAAUCAUAUGCUGGGCACCCUAGAUUCUACAGUUUCAGAGCACUGGGCUCCCUUCAGUUUUCCUUAGAGCACAGCCUUGGGUUAUAUACAGUUUUGACUGUAUAAGAUUUCCUAGUCUGCAGUCUCAAGAGUUAUCUAACCACAUAAUUUUGAAAUAAAAUAAUAGUACCAAUUUUGAAAGUACUGCUGAAAAGGCCAACUAUUUGAAUGGUCACAGCAUAAACGUUCGUCCGCAGUCUUAAAGAGGCAAUGUAAGGGGGCCAUUGCCAUGGCAAGCCUAGACACACUAAAAGGCAGGCGAGUUGCUGCUUGUCAGAGGUUCAUCAUAAAUGCGCAGCAACAUCCUCCCCUCAUGAAUGUUAUCCCCUCCCCUACGUACCACGAGUGUGAAUACUCCCUUCGUUUCUGCAAUCCGAGACCCGUAAUUGGUCGAAUUAAUAGACUAACUGAUUUUGUUACAGUCAAAUAUCAACAUGUUGUGUAAUUGUGUACGCUUUUGCUGGCCUACCAUGCAAUUCAGUUAAUGCUGCAAUUGGGUAGUGGUCUAUUGAUGCGAAGAGACGAUUGACCUUUUUAAAAAUAUGGCAAAUGGUUUGUGUAAAAGUUAUAACUAUACGUAAUAAUGAAUUUUACGCUGUGAGGAAAGUACUUUUUAAGGAAAUUAAAAUGUGUCUCUUGAAAAACUUGUUCGUGUAUGCAUAGUGUGUUUAACGUGUGUGUCGCUAAAUUGCAGGGUCGUGGAGGACUGGGUGCUAUUUACGUAUUUUCAACAGGCAAUGGUGGCUUUGCUGGAGAUUGUUGCGGCUAUAACGGUUAUGUUAAUAGCAUUUACACUAUUGCAAUCAGUGGGGUGAACAUGGAUGGAUCUCUUCCAGCUUAUGCUGAGGAGUGCGCAGGAAUCAUGGCUACUACGUAUAGCACAAACGGUGUCAAAGGAAAAGUUGUAAGUAGAAACAGCGAGUUUAUUUAAUGUUUUCUGUCAUUUGUGGUAAAAAAGGAACCGCCUCAAACGGUUAAAUCAGCUAAAGCCACCAAGGCGAUGAUAGGUGGCAUCAAGGCCUAUGUAAAUCAAGUCAUAUCACCUCACCGGCAUGGCUUUAGCACUGGAAGAUCGUGUAUAUACAAAUACCUUCCUCGUGAAUACAUUGUCUUACUCAGUUUUAAACAGCUGACACCGUUAUAUGUCAAAGGCCUUCAACAAAAGCCAGGCUAAGAAAUGGCGUUUUAAAGCGGUACACGCUAACCUAAAGAGGACUUUUUCCAAUCAUGGGCAGUGGUUUCGCCCAUAUAUUCGCGCAAAUGCAGUCGUCUCUAUGAGAGUAAAGACACUUAGCAAUACAAAUUUGCACGGUACGGUCAAGGCAUAUUAAAAGGGAAAAUGACUCACCUCCUGUUGAUGUGCCACUCAAAAACUCCUUUGCUUAAGCUCCCUAAAGUCAUCCACGGAAAGCUUAAAACUUGCUCCCAAACAUAUGGUCUCCUCUUCAGUGAAACAGAGUGUAAGUCGCUGCGCCUCACAAGGAGGACAAAGUCCAUAACAUCUGCACGAAACUACCAACUUAUUAAAAUACAUUUUGAACUUUUUAGCCAACGAGCUUGAAUUCAGUUCAGCAUCCAUAACUUCAUUCAAAUCAAUCCUCAAUUCUCACUUCCUUUGAUGGUCCUCGUACGUUUCCGUCUGUCUGCUUAAAUGUAAACGUGUUCGUCCGUUAUCUCGUCCUAUCGUAGUUUGUAGCCACUUUCGUCUGUUUUCAGUGUGGCAAUAUUCUUAGAAUUUAGCAGUCGCUCUUAGUUUAUUUUAUAUGGAUCCGCUACAAUAGACCUUUUUACCGAUACGGCGGCCAUAUUGAAUUAAUUCGAUUUAAGGAGUAUUAUAGGAUGCUCAGGGGGCAUGAGCACAUUUCGUUUGUAUUUUCGAGCGCUUUUUGGGACAUUUUUUCUUAAAGUUUUCUUAGAAUAAGAUUGUAAUGGGAAAAAAGAUCCUUGUACCGUGUUUGGAUGUAAUAAUGAUCGCCUUUUUCUUGUUUAGUAUUAGAAAUAUGGUCUUUCAAUGUAUAUUUCUCGGGAAAAAGGCGAUCAUUAUUACGUCCAAACAGGGCACAAGGAUCUUUUUUCCCAUUACAAUCUUAUUCUAAGAAAACUUUAAGAAAAAAUGUCCCAAAAAGCGCUCGAAAAUACAAACGAAAUGUGCUCAUGCCCCCUGGGCAUCCUAUAAUACUCCUUAAAUCGAAUUAAUUCAAUAUGGCCGCCGUAUCGGUAAAAAGGUCUAUUGAAAUACCUCCAAGAACUGCGUGACAAGUCUACAUUGUUCGAAAAAGACACGAUUAAGGGUUUCCGAACCCGUUUAGCAUAAUGAACAUUAUCAUUUGAUAGAUUACAGAUGAACACAAAAUUUUAUCGGUUGUUGGAUCAGGGAAUGCGCUAUUGGGUACUUUAUUACUUAUUACUUAAUUAUUACUUAAUUAUAUGAUUUAUUACAUUGUACGGGCUAACAUUUCUUAGUUUUUACGCCAGUGUUCAUUUUUUUAUUUGCACAAAUGUCUAUGAUUUUCAAGGUUUCUUUUAGGCUGUAAUUUGCACAAUUUGGGAUCGUCAACUGGUUGAACUUUAUAACUGCCACAAAAACGUUUGGGAAGUACGUGUGGCAGAAUUCACACGAGUUAGGUUUUUCGGCUUUUCUUUUUUACUUACACUGAAAUUUUCGAAUCAAUUCUCUCCCAUUUCUCCUACUGUUAAUAUGUUUGCGGAGUCCGUUUGUGAAUUGCCACUAAUACAAAAAUGUGAGGAAACUGCAUUGCAGAAAAAGUAAAUGAAACAUAGCUUCUGGUUGGGGUGACAAACCUUGUAAUGUCAACUGAUUUUAUCCACAAACCAAGGGGUUAGGACAAAGUUUAUAUUUCUCUGUAAUUCUAGAUUAGGGGACUGAAAUUCAUCCAUCCGUCAAAUGUCUCCCAGCCUUUGGUUAAUUUUUUUUUUUCUGGUCAAAAAAGUGGUCCACUUGUUUUCUUUUCUUGGUUGGCUUAUUCUGUUACACCUUUUUGUUUUUCUAGAUAACUGCUGAUAAAUUACCGGGAUGUGUUGAUAAUUUUGGAGGAACCUCAGCAGCGGCAGCAAUGGCCUCUGGUCUCAUUGCCUUGACACUUGAAGCAAAGUAUGAUCCUUUUUUAAUCCUCUCCCCCGUAACAUCGAACAAAGAAAAAAAUCCGUAAACAUCCUGAAUUUGUUUUUGUAAAAUUCUUAGAGAUAAAUAGUUCUUUGCUAGUUCUGGCUAGUUCUGAAAUAUCGGUAGACAGUUGUCGGUUAUAAGCGCAUAUGGAGCGAUGGGCAAGUUAAAGAACCUUUAAACCAAAGGAGGUCUCCUUUAAAUGCUGAAGCAUGCUAGGACUGUAUUUAUCAAUAUCUGCUUUAGCAAAUUGUGGAUUCCUUUUUUUGUUUGCGAUGAAACGAAAACGGUUCCCCCCCCCCUUUUUUAUUGGUGUUUUCUGAUACUCAUUAAUGGCUUCAAGAAAAAUAUAUUACAAGGGGGAAAACUCUGGAUAGUCAGAUCAGAAGUUGUGUGAUUUAGAUAUGAAUGACGUGAAGCCCCGCAUUUACACAGAGGAGUAAUUUGUAGUCACUUAAGUGGAAAAGUGUAGCCCAGACAAACAAACAGGCUCUAGGUUUUAGUAAGAUAUACGGUGCAAUCCCAAUUUGUUGACUUUCAAGUCCCCCUGUUAUUCGAACCAAAACACUUCAUAAGUGUAAGUGUAGUUUGCGCGUCUCCUUCUGGAAACGGGACAAUCGCGACUUCCCGCUCUGCAGACAGAGCUAAUCCUCUUUCCAGCAGACAUUGUAAUUUAACCACCAAUUUUCCGAGCUCUCGAUUCUCUUGAAAAAUGAAAUGCAUUAUUUUUUAAAGCUGCUUUAGUAACAAAGACAGUUCUAUGAAACAUGCGCCUGGAGGUCAUUGCUCUUGAACCAUGUACGACUUGUUUUUGUAUCCAGUCCUUCAUUAACAUGGCGUGACGUACAGCACGUCAUAGUUAGAAGCGCAAGACCAGCACCAGGAAGGGUUCCACUCGCGAAUGGCUUCUGGGUAAAGAACAAAGCUGGUUUAGCUGUCAGCAAGUUUUAUGGCUUCGGCCUUAUGGAUGCUGAGAAAAUGGUGCAGUUGGCAAAACGGUGGAAUACAGUGCCAGAACAACGAACAUGCGAAGUUAGUGGCACUGACACUAACAGGUAUUUAAUAUUUACGGUGUUUUUGUAGUGGUUCGGGGUACCAGAGUCGACGUGAUUGUCAUCCUUUCAUUAAGGAAUGUGCAGUAAUUAGUGAGUUUCCGCGACAGGACGGCAAGGAAGAAGAGGACGGCAAAACACUUGUGUGAGACAAACUUGACGGAGCUAUUACUUGCGUGUUUUGUCGUGAUCUUCACUUAACACUAAUUUUUUCUGGUCCUUUACAAAAAGGUCUGACUUGUUUAAAUUACAGUGAAGUUUGGCGAAAAGUUGUUUCAAACGAAAUUAUUGUCACGUUUGUCACGCAAGGUUUGCCGUGUUCUUUCCUGUCCCGUCCUGUUGCGUAAGUUCACUAUUAUCAGGGAAAAGAGGUUCUGAAAUGAGUACAAUAGAGAGGAGAGUGACGUCAGUUUACCAUCGUAAUAAAAAUAUCUGGAUCAUAGCAACAGGUAGCUAAAGCAACGGUGACGGCAACGACAACGGGAAAAAAUCAAUAGGUUUAUAUUAGCAAAACAACAACUUUGCAUGUGCAUGAAGCUUUUUUGUACAUUUCUCAGCCGUCCCGUUCCCGUUUUUUUUUUCACGCGCCCGCUUUAUGGAGUAGGUGAACACAAUACAAAAAUUGUCCGUUUCUUUCUCUAAACUUAGAUACGAUCCUUUCGGAUACAACCCCACAAAAUUUGACAAAUUAAAUGAAAUUGAAUAAGAUCAAUGAAGUUUGAAAUAUCCAGAAAUUUGUCAUCCAGGAACUUUGUUACCGUGGCAACAUGAAUUAUACUGUUCUACCUUUGCGAUGACGAUAUGAUUCCAUUCAUAUAUUUCCAUUCAUGUCAUGUCAUUUCCAUUGGAUAUAUUACGAACUCGCAAUGGCCUGCUCUCCGGUUGGCUAGAUUAACUCAAUGGAUAAAGCCUUGCGAUCGGUCAGUCGCAAAGGACAGGGUUCGAUUCCCGGUCAAGCCUAGUCAGGUUCUUUUUCAACUUCUUACUUUCACACUUCCAGCUACGUAGCAGAAUCUUACUUUGGUGGCAAGGCCCAAAUUGAUUUUCACUUGAAAGAGCGGGAACCAGGAAGUCUCCUCGUAGCGACAUUUAUAGCAUGUUGAAGGCUCUUACCCGUCUUUUUUUGCGCUCACUUUCUCGUUGCAUGACGACGCCAAAAACGGCUGUGUAGCAGACUGCCACUGGCUGGAAGCCUGGAACAGACCACGACAGUUACUGCCUAAAAUAGAGUAAUGUAAUCCCUGUUUGUAAUUGUAGGGCCAUCCCGUCUGACGUUUUUUUGACGGUCAAAAGCUGUGAUAUAAAAUUCUUGGAGCAUGUCCAGGUUAAGGUAGAUCUUGAUUUCGCACGCCGAGGAUACCUGUAUCUUGAAUUGCAAGCGCCAAGUGGUAUCAUAUCUCCCCUCACUCGUAGGCGUAACGUAGACAUCGUCUUACGAAGCAGAAACCUGACAAACUGGAAGUUUACCACUUUAUUCAACUGGGGAGAAGAUCCUUCAGGCCGAUGGAAACUCAAAAUUGGAAAUUUAGAUCGAAACGUGCAACAUAACGGUAAGUGUAUAAUUCACGUUUGUGGAAUAUCUUUACUGUGUACCACCAUAACUUCAAGUCUAUUAAUCGAUUCCUUUAGUGUGACCAUUUAA
Molecule: messenger RNA, 22609 nt
Organism: Porites lobata
Lineage: Eukaryota; Metazoa; Cnidaria; Anthozoa; Scleractinia; Poritidae
Source: the annotation of a GenBank genome assembly